AUGUUCCAUGUCACACCCACAAACAUGUCUUUGAAGCUCAAUAUGAAACCAGACCAUGAAUAUUUUCACCACCAAACGUUUGUAAAAGAACACAUGUUUGAGAAACGACUGACUCCCAGUGACGUCGGGAAGCUCAACCGCCUCGUCAUCCCCAAACAGUACGCCGAGAAAUACCUUCCGGUGAUCUCCGGCAGCCUGGUUCUGAGCGUGGUGGACGAAUCCGGCAAGCAGUGGAAGUUUCGGUACUCUUACUGGAAUAGCAGUCAGAGUUACGUUUUCACGAAAGGGUGGAGUCGUUUUGUUAAAGAGAAGAAGCUUGAAGCCGGCGACGUCGUGUUUUUUCAACGUCAGGUGGUGGACUCCAGUUCAGUCAUGGUUCUUGGGUGGAGGCGGCGGAUGAACGACGGUUGGAUUUCAUCGGAAAAGCCAGAGAUGAUGAAGUAUAAAACAGUGAGGCUUUUUGGAGUGAAUCUGGAAUGUAGGACCCUUGAAGCUCAGGAGGACACAAUAAGUGACAUGAAGCCACCCACACCUGAUCAUGGUUGUUUUAUUACUAACAUGGAGAAAGAGGGUAUUUUGGAGAUGGGGCCAUGGAGGCAUAUGUAG
Molecule: messenger RNA, 606 nt
Organism: Lactuca virosa
Lineage: Eukaryota; Viridiplantae; Streptophyta; Magnoliopsida; Asterales; Asteraceae
Source: the annotation of a GenBank genome assembly